CGAGAGAGUGAGAGAGUGCCAUGGCCGCGCUGCUGCUGCUGCAGCCCGCGGCUGAACGAAGACAACGCCAGGUUCUUCCUCUUGGCCCUCUUCAUCACCGGCUACAUGCUCAUCGGGGCCGCCAUUUUCUCGGAGUUCGAGUACGACCGGGAGCAGGAGGACCGCGGGGAGUACGACGCGGUCCUGGAGACGUUCCGGCAGCGCUACCCGGACAUCAACGUGUCCGACCUGAACCACCUGCUGGAGGCGCACGCCGAGGCCUCCUCGCGGGGACUGCUCACCUCCAAAAGGCCCCGCUGGGACUUUCCCGGGGCCUUCUACUUCGUGGGGACGGUGGUGUCGACAAUAGGGUUUGGCAUGACGACGCCUCAGACGGACGAGGGAAAGAUCUUCCUGCUGUUCUACGGCCUGUUCGGCUGCGCCUCCACCAUCCUCUUCUUCAACCUGUUCCUGGAGCGCAUCAUCACCUGCCUGGCCUUCUGCAUGAAAAAGUGCCACGAGCGCGACCUGAGGCGUAAAGGUCUCCUGAACCAGCAGCCGUCCAACAGCCACAGCUCGGAGGGGGACAGCGACUCCCUGGAGGCGUGGAAGCCGUCCGUGUACUGGGUGAUGCUGUACCUCGGCAUGGCGUCCGUGGCCAUCGCCUGCAGCGCCGCCGCCAUGUACAGCCCCGUGGAGAACUGGACCUACCUGGAGUCCAUCUACUUCUGCUUCAUCGCCUUCAGCACCAUCGGCUUCGGGGACUACGUCACCAGCCAGAACGUCAAGUACCAGAACCAGCCGUUCUACAGGUUCGGCAACUUCAUCUUCAUCCUCAUUGGUGCCUGCUGUAUCUACUCUCUCUUCAACGUCAUCUCCAUCAUCAUCAAGCAGUUCCUCACGUGGAUCAUCAGGAAGACCGUCAAAUACUGCUGUCGCUGCUGCAAGAAGAAACAGAAGCCCAAGGGCCGGCCCAGAAGGAACGCCAUCACCCCGGGUCACCUCAAGAGGCGGCUGCAGAUGCAGAGCAGGGCCAACCACGCGGACAACAGCUCUCGCUCGCCGACGGACGUGCCGCCGCCCCCGCCCGAGCCCGACAGGCUCAGCUACGACAGCGACUCGGACAGUAGGAGAAUGUCGGGAGAAAUGAUCUCCAUGAGGGAUUUUCUCGCGUCCAACAAGGUCAGCCUGGCCAUCAUGCAGAAACAGCUCUCGGAGACGGCAAACCACGCACGCGCUGCCCCACCCCCCAGGCACUCCCACUACAACGGCGGCGGGCUGGCCGGGGGAGUCGGGGCGCUCGCGAUCCUCAACAGCAGACUAGCGGGAGAAGCCAAUAAGCAGUGAAAAGAAAACCACGAGGUAUGUUUGUACGUUCGUCACCAAGUCAGCAAAGUGUUGGCAUCUAGCAUGCAGAUCACUUGUAGUCUUGGUAAGAACUGAUGAAAGUUGAAGUUAAACGAAAGAUGGAAUGCUUCAUUGCCUGUUGGGAUUCUCUCAAUAGUAGAGGUGAAAAUCUCUUCAAGUCUCUGUGAGAGCAAUCUGUGAGGAAGGAUUGAAGCGCUGUCACGACCAGAUGCGCCUCACACCGGCACGAGCUUGGAAAAAAGCAAAAUGUGCUUAACGUACAAUAAAUGCGGACUGGGCUACACGGGAUGACUGAAAAAGCCGCCUUAUUUCUAUUCACUGACGUCGGUGAAAACCUCUGAGCAUGUAAGGCUUCAACAGAUCAACCGAAGAUAUCGGCGAGAGGAAAAAGACCUCCACAAGUGUGUGUAAAGACUUGAAAUAAAAAGGCCUUCAGUCGAGGAGAGUGACGCAGUCACGUAUUGGCAAUAAACCGUGAUAGGAGGACAGCGAUGACUGGACAUGGCGGCAACGUUUAACAUGUGUCACCGGUUCAAGCAACAGACAAAGACAUGAACUAACUCUGAGAGACGUUGUCUUUCUGAUUAAGUAUAAACGUUAUUCCUCAUAUAAAGACGCUUUAAGUAACCGUGUCGACAACACGUCCAGUGAACAACUGAUGUUUUAUGCGGAAGUCUACCAUAAGAAGAUCCAUUAUGUAAUGGGUCGCAUAUUCACCCAUGACUGGAAGCUAAGAUCGCCACAAUAUCUACAUGCAAGGUGCUGCAGCUUCUGGCAAGGAGACAUCAUAUACGGUCAUCUGCAAGCACGCAGUUGUCGAGGAGACCUUCUCUUUAGUACUUUCUAUACCGCACAAGACUUUGUAAACGUUAGCAGCUUAUGGCUACCAGAAGUCCAAGAAUGUAAGCUCUCUCUACCCUACAGGCAUUUUCUCAGGAACAGAAGCAGCACGUUGAAAGGGGAUUGCCAUCUUAUUCAGCGACAUACUAACGCUAUACAUACCCAUCUACAAUCUAUAUGUACGUCUAUAAUACAUGUUGGUCUUGUUAGGGAAAAUUACCACAAGAUAACGCCUUCAACAUGUAUUCCUGGGUAACGUGACUCCCUCAAAGCUCGAUUAUUGCAAAGUAGAGCUUUUAUUUGACCUAAUUAUUUUCAUUGGACCGAUAGAAAGGCAUCAAUGCUGCGGUUCUUUUUUCGAAGGCGUCAAAGUGUAACUUUGCGUUUCUCCCCGACUAUUACCGACAUUUUUCACAACCAACAUGCUGUGACUCGAUCUAAUGACGUAGUAUGUCAAUGUGACAGGUAGCAUUCUGCCGAUGAGAAGGAGCAUCACUUUCAUAAGAUGGUAGCAUCCACAGCAGCCGUGUCGCGGUCCAACAGAUUAGGAGGGAAACUUCUAGAAAUUUCAAUACCGGGUCCUCGCUCAUAGACCUACAAACAGUGCCUACGCAGCAACAAUAGAAGUUGUGGUCACAAACAAGGUUGGAUGUUUGGUCGAAAAUAACCAGCCCACGAUACCUAUUUUUCUACAGCAUCGUCACACAGAGCACCACAGAGCACAAAGCGCAGGCCUCCGCCAAGGCAAAGUAGUGUUGAAAGUUUCCCAGACUCCCGAUGGCGACGGGGAAAAUUCCUGUCAAAUUUCUGGAUAGAUUUUUCCUAAAAUGUAAUUAUGGCGCGAAAUCCCCUCCCC
Messenger RNA from Branchiostoma belcheri (Belcher's lancelet), 3043 nucleotides. RefSeq names its product potassium channel subfamily K member 13-like. The record is from RefSeq and is a predicted model, not a curated record. Gene Ontology annotation, biological process: stabilization of membrane potential; potassium ion transmembrane transport. The annotation marks the transcript as partial. NCBI's taxonomy places the organism in Eukaryota, Metazoa, Chordata, Leptocardii, Amphioxiformes, Branchiostomatidae. Gene Ontology annotation, molecular function: potassium ion leak channel activity. Gene Ontology annotation, cellular component: membrane. The transcript has 3 exons.